AUGCGUCUGCGUCUACUUGCUGUGAUUUUUCUCAUUUCAGCUAUAUUUUGCUUACCACCAUCAGGUAUGGCGUUUCAAGCCACUCCUUUGGAAUUGCAUGAUUUUUCACUCCAUGGUGAGUUAAAAAUUACAUUAUUCAUCUGUUCACUUUCAGAAUUCAAUCCCGUUACGAACGAUAGCAGUUAUAUUUCUGUACGAAAUGGCAGUACCAAUGAGGAGCCUGUGAAAAGUGAGCCGGCUGUGGACAAUGGAGAGCACCUAUCAGAAUGCAGUAGUUUAGAUGAUUACACAGAGGUGGAAUUGCCGUCAGAUGUCCCAGAUGGUCCUGAAUUUGACGACUUAGCAGCUUACGUUGAUGGCGUUGCUGCGCGGCUCAAAGCAGAUCAGCAACAGUCCGCCCAUCUGGCUUAUGACGUCUCGGGUAAAUCUCCACUGGCUUCAGAAAAUCAUUGUGGUUCUUGCAGUGCUCCUACUAGCGACGGUGUCGAGGAAUUUGCCAGUUUCUCCACUUUUGAACCUUCCGUCGUGGGGUCUGACGCCUGGGCAACCGUAACUGCCACUUUUGAGCAGGACCUGAACCGUCAUGAAUCUUUGCAAUCCAAAUGGCCAGAUGGAUCCUCAGUUGCGCCAGCAGUCUUUCCGGAGUCUAAUGAAGGCAGUGACGGCGAGGAAUUCGGGGAUUUCGAAUCCUCAGUUCCACAUUCUGAGCCCUCGGACGUGGCAAACUUGGUUAGAGAUGUGCAAAUUGACCAUCCUCCAAUCGGAAUCUUGGAACGAUUGCUUUCCCACUUGGAGCCUGCCCUCGGGCGAGCAUUUUCAUCCCCCACUGGAAAUGACUGGGUGAACGAUGAGAAAGGCGUGUCCGAAAUCACGGAUCUGGACACUGGAAGUUCUCUGGCUGUGAUACACUCUCCUUGUAAAGUAAACAGACCCUCACUGUGGCCAAAAAUGUUACCACUACACCGCACCCAUGCUCAGCGGUUUCACUGGAGUAAAUCACCAAUCUAUGAUGCUUAUCUACAAUCGCUGCAUGUGGACCCCCGUAGUGCAAUGCCUGCUUUUGCCAGUCAGUUGCGGCUUCUGGAGCCCGUCAGGCUUGAUUCUGUCAAUCGGUCCUCUUCCACUGUACAGUCAAGCAAAACAUCCACGCUAUCCUCUCCUACCCGAACGUCUGGAUCUUCUUUGAAACCUAAUACUGAUCGGUCCUCAACAAGUUCCUCGGCCGAAACCCCCGAAUUCGAUUGGAAUUCCAGCGGUCUGAGAAAUCCCUUCCAAGAAACCAAUGCUAAUCCGAUACAGCUGGAUCUAGAUUUCUUCGAGCUUCAGCAACCACCAGCACAGCAGCAAGUGAAUUCGAGUUUGGAAAAGUCAAGCGGAGUAGCAGAACUUGAGCGAGAGUUAUUCUCUGCAAUCGUGAAGCCUCCUUCAAAUACCGUGCCACAGUUGGUGGUUAACCAACCAUCUGCCACUCCAGCUGUACCAGAACGCAGUAAAAACGUACGUACCGCCUUGAUGAGGCUCCCUAAGCUGACUUAUAUGCGGGCGAAGUGCCUCAUAUUCCCUGUAGCCGAGGAAAAACCCACGUGAUUGAUUCACCUUCCGUCUUCGUUCGCAAGUUUCCGUGAUGAGGAUUUCAUAUAAAUCUUUACGCACUUGUUUUGAUUCACUAAAGCGGUGGCUGACGAUUUUUUCCGUCAACGUAUGCUUUUGUGCGCAAGGGACUUGUUGACUUUCAGUUGUCCAUUUUUCUCCGUUAACCCACUGAUGCCUUUUAUUAAUUUCUCAUCUGUGACAAAUGCUACUUUGGAUUCUUAUGAUCAAAUGUUUC
Opisthorchis viverrini is the source of this 1828-nucleotide messenger RNA. RefSeq lists its product as hypothetical. NCBI's taxonomy places the organism in Eukaryota, Metazoa, Platyhelminthes, Trematoda, Opisthorchiida, Opisthorchiidae. Gene Ontology annotation, biological process: intracellular transport. The transcript has 7 exons. The coding region runs from base 1 to 1587 and encodes 528 amino acids. The record is from RefSeq and is a predicted model, not a curated record. Gene Ontology annotation, cellular component: trans-Golgi network membrane; AP-1 adaptor complex. Gene Ontology annotation, molecular function: clathrin binding.